This is a messenger RNA of Nicotiana tabacum (common tobacco), 462 nucleotides long. NCBI's taxonomy places the organism in Eukaryota, Viridiplantae, Streptophyta, Magnoliopsida, Solanales, Solanaceae. The record is from RefSeq and is a predicted model, not a curated record.
AUGGCUAUUGUGAAGGCAGAAAUUGUUGAAGCCAUUAAGGAUUUCUUCAAAACUAGGAAAAUGUAUAGGGCAAUUAACUGUACAGCUAUUACUCUGGUUCCAAAAACUACCAAACCAAAUAUAGUGAAAGAGUAUAUACCUAUUGCAUGUUGUAUUGUGCUAUACAAAAUGAUUGCUAAAAUACUAGCCUUCAGGUUGCAAAAAGUGGUUCCAGAUAUCAUUUGUGAGGCCAAGCAAGCAUACGAUUCUAUUGAAUGGCCAUUCCUGAGGGAGAUGCUCACUGAGCUUAGAUUCCCAGAUCAAUUUGUUCUUUGGAUAAUGGAGUGUGUUCAAAUAGUAAACUACACUAUGAUGAUCAAUGGUGAGCCAAGUGAACCUUUUAAUGCAGCUAGAGGGCUUCGACAAGGAGAUCCAAUCUCUCCUUUCCUAUUUGCAAUUGCUAUAAAGUAUCUAAGUAGAUAA